Molecule: messenger RNA, 2076 nt
Organism: Sinocyclocheilus grahami
Lineage: Eukaryota; Metazoa; Chordata; Actinopteri; Cypriniformes; Cyprinidae
Product: BRCA2-interacting transcriptional repressor EMSY-like
Exons: 3
Coding region: 65-910 (281 amino acids)
Biological process (GO): regulation of DNA-templated transcription
Cellular component (GO): nucleoplasm
Source: RefSeq, a predicted model, not a curated record
GUGUGUGUGUGUGUUUGCGCAGGUGGAGGCGUGUGUGCCGCAGGUGAAGCCGCUGCAGGAGCAGAUGGUGGUGGAGGAGGGCGAGCUUGAGGGAGACACUCUGGAUCCUCAGACAGGUCUGUUCUACCGCUCAUCUCAGCCCAAACCUGCAGCCGGCCCGUCUGACACGCCCACUUCCUCUAAGAGGGCGGAGCCUCUCACGCCCCGAGUCUCCAUACAGAGAGCUGCUGCGUCUGCGUCUGCGGCGCUCGUCUCCUCGAACCCUCCACACAAACCGCAGCUGCCCAAACUGCAGCAGGCGCCCUCCUCACACCACCGGCCCAACACACACACGCAGCUGUCGCAGCCGCCGCCGCUGCAGGCGCAUCACCCCGUGUGCUCCAGCAAGACUCCCAGCAGCAGCCAGCUGCAGCAGCCGAUCAUCACGCAGGGAGCGUCUGUCACGAAGAUCACGUUCGGCGCUCAUCAGUGUCCCCCGGUGUCCAGCAGCGGCGAGGCGUCCGUCAAGCUCCAGCCGGAGCCCAGCUCCAGUCACACAGCGCCGGAGAAGACCUCCGACAUCCUGAAGAUCUCCAUGAUGCAGGCGGAGAUCGAGCCCAUGGUGGUGGACUCGUCCAGCGACUGCGGCCCGCUGACCAAACCACCGAGCGCCUCGCCGCUCAUCAGCAGCUCCAAACAGACGCUCGGCCGCGUCAAGAGCAAAGACCUGGACAUCAUACAGGUGAUCCCGCAGUACUCCAUCAUGCCCGACUCCAGCCAAUCAAACGUGGUGGUGGAGCCCAGCGGCUUCCUGGAGAUCACCGACUUCACCAGCCAGCGUCUGGACGAGGAAGCUGCCAUGGAACAGGAAGUGGACAGCAGCAACGACGAGGGGGCGGCGGCCAGCCCCACGGCCGACCAAUCACAGUGAAGCGUGCUGAUUUGAUUUGUUCAGAGGAGAAAGACCUUCUGUUUGUGCUUCAUCACAGCUGUAUAGAGAAUCAUGCAGUGAGUUUGUGCUGUAGAGCGAAACCUUACUUUAUGGAGAAUACCAUUCCUGACGGAAUGAUAGGAAUGUUUGUGUUGAUUUCUACUUAAAGGGACAGUUCACCCAAAACUGGUCAUUCUGUCUUUGUUUACUGUCCUUCAGAUGUUUCUUUCUUCUGUUGAACACAAAAGAAGAUGUUAUGAAGAAUGGUGGUAAACAAAUGCCAUUGGUCCCCAUUGACUUCCAUACUAGGGGAAAAAUACAAUGGAAGUCAAUGGGGUCCAACAGCUGUUUGUUUACCAGCAUUCUUCAAAAUAUUCAAACCGCUUUGAAACUUGAUGGUGAGUGAACGAUGGUUUGGGUGAACCGUCCCUUUAAUUUAUAGUUUGAAGUAGAGCUGAUGGACUGGAAGCUUCCAGAUGAUGAUGAUGAUGAUGAGCGCUGCUUCAUCAGGACGUUUCGUGACUCCGCCUCCGCUUGUGUUCUGCUCUCUGAUUGGUGUAAAUAGCGUUUGAUGGUCGUGUCCUCACUCGUGUAAAGCAGUGUCUCGUUUGUGCUCGGUGGAUGUAACGCUCAGCAUUUUAACUCUAUAAACUUUACUACAAAGCUGUGUUGUGUGCUGUGAUUGUGCGUGUGUUUGCACAGGUGAGCGGCUCUCGGGUUACGCGGCGGGUGUGUCCGCAGGUGUGUGUGUGUGUGUGUGUGGAAAGUGUCAGUGUCAUUAUAAGGGCCGAGUUUCCCUGUGACUCCUCAUUGUGAUGGAAACAAACGCGCGGUGGGUGUGAGCGUGGGACAGGGGGUUUUGUGUGUGUGUGUGUGUGUGUGUGUGUGUGUGUGUGUUUCUGGGUGGAUUCCGGUCCUCUGAAGUGGGCAGAGACUCCAGAGGAUGGUGGGACUUUCCUGCUGUCCCCAAGGAUCGGAGCGCGCUCCUCUGGGAGCGUCAUUCGUUUGUUUCCUUCAUCGCAUCCGCGUCGUUUCACUUUCAGCUCAACAGAAGACCGUCUCUGUUCUCAUCUAAUAGUGUCAGUGCCGUCAAAUACAUAUCACUUCAAUUACAGUUUUUUUGUUUUUUUGCUGAAAUUCUGUUUGUUUUUUUUUCUCCAAUUUCA